Molecule: messenger RNA, 3122 nt
Organism: Anopheles bellator
Lineage: Eukaryota; Metazoa; Arthropoda; Insecta; Diptera; Culicidae
Exons: 6
Coding region: 71-2530 (819 amino acids)
Biological process (GO): regulation of transcription by RNA polymerase II
Cellular component (GO): nucleus
Molecular function (GO): protein binding
Source: RefSeq, a predicted model, not a curated record
CCUGUUUGUUAAAAAGUAAACGCUUCUAUUAGUAAUCUGUAAUUGCAUUCGCGAAAGAAGCGGGAGAAAAAUGAGUGCUACGCGCAGUACGAAGAAAAAGAAUCGCUGGUCGACGACUAGCCUGGAGCUGUUGGUACGCAUCUGGAGCCAGUACUAUAAUGAACUAAAGACCUCCCGUACCCAUGACAAAAUCUACGCUCGUAUGAGGGACGAUUUAGUUCGUUUAGGAGUGAGAGCGACCGUUGACGAUGUUCGCUGCCGCAUACAGAAUCUGGCCGUCAAGUUUAAGAAGGAAGCUGCGGUUGCACACGCAUCCGGCCUUGCGCCGACAUGGCCGUUGUUUUAUAGGAUCGGUUACUUCAUGGAAUUUACAUUGCCGGAACGUCCACGGAGCGAGCCGCCAGGCAGUGCCCGGCAAACGAACGGAGUGGCCCCAUCGUCAGGGCUCGAUCUCCCGGCGGAGUCCGCGUACAUAAACGAGGAACACCUAGAUGAGGAGUAUUUGCACGACAAGGGCGAUGGCGAAGUGCUAGUGAAUGGGAUGGUGGACGCAGUGGAUCAGGCUGAGCAGGGACAAGAGCAACCGCCGGAAGAACCCGAACCGCAAAAACAACGUCGCAACGAAAAGAGGAGCCCAGCAAAGGAAACAGCUUCAUCAUCAGCAUCCUGCAGCUUCGUGCAGGAGCCAACUAUCCAAGCAACGCCGGAACCCACAUCAGACACAGAUAAUUCAUGCGACGAUGAAACCGGAUUGUACCAAAUCAAGGGCAUGUAUCGUCAGCAGCGGAUAGACGAUUUUUUUUGUAAACUCUACAGUAACCACAUGCUGACGGACGUUACACUCAUCGCCUGUCACGGCGGCGACACCGUUAUGAUGCCAGCCCAUCGGAUCGUCUUGGCUAACCUGAGCUCGUAUUUUGCCACCAUAUUCGAAAAGCUAACACCGACGACAUUGGCGGGUUCGUUGGCCAUUAUGUUGCCAUUGGAUAUUUCACCGGCUACGAUGCAACUGCUGCUGCAGUACAUGUACACGGGAAAAAUGCACAUCACUCAGGAUACCAUUGAUGAUGUAUGGCGCUGUGGAACCCAGCUCAAGAUUCAAGGGUUCUGGAGCGAAAGUCGCGGUGAGCCGAACAAACGUCCAACAUUGGGAAAGAAGCCUCAUACUGAGCGCAUGCAGGAGGAAGGGCCACAACAAGAACAGAACCAAGAUUUCGAGGAAGAGCCAGAGCCCGAGGAAGAGCAAGAACACGGGGAAGAACCAGAGUACGAGGAAGAGCAAGAGCAAAUGCUGGAAACACAUGAAUCGUCACGUGGCGAAGCCAAGCGGCGAAAUACUUACGAAGGAUCGCCACCUAGAAAAAAGCGGCCCCGGCCCCCUAUCAUUGAGGAUACGUUCAGUGAUUUAGAAAUGAUGGAAGUAUCCUCGGCAAUUGGUAGGGACCUCUUACUGUCCAAUUCAGAUGACGACGAAGACGACUCUCCAGCGAUGUCGAAUGAUGAUCGUGAUGAAUCGGACGAUGACGCGGGCAAUUCAUCUCGCGGGCAACUACACAAAAAAUCACAUCAAGAAGACGAAUACUACGGUUGCGACAAUUACUUUAGCUCCGACUCCGAUUCCGACGACUAUGGCAAUGACUAUGACGAUUUGGACGAAGACGAGGACGAAGGUGAGGACGAGGGUGAGGACGAGGAGUCCUACGACGACGGAUACGAGGAUACGACCGAUACGGAUACGAUACAAAAUGAUGUCGUCGAUCGUGAUGGGAUCAGAAUGGAGGACGAUGAGGGUGAGGAUAAUAUUAUGGGGAGCGGUGCGAAUGUGAUUCAGAAUGGUAUCGGUAUCGCCGAUGGAAGUAUCGUUGAUGAUGACAAUGAAGAACAAGGGUUAAUCGUCAAUAAUGAAGGUCAAAAUGAACAGCCGACGGAACCGAUCAGAAAUGGAGUCGAGGAGCCAGAAUCACUACCACCCGACCCGUCCUUUUCGAAACUCGAGACGUCAGAUCUAGACCCAGCAAGAGCACUACCACUGGAGGAACAAACGAUACGCGGCGAGAGGGAGCUGAGCGAACCGGAUCCAGCAGUCUUGGAAGCGGCCACGACGCUCUUUAACGCCCAAACUACGAACAGACAGUGGACCCAUCGAAACGGUUACGAAACGCCCGAAAGUAUCGCUGAAGGUGAACCACUCAGAAUCGAUGCACAUCGGGAUAUAUCGCGGCUGGAGGAGCAGAAUAUAUCGUUUUCGGAAGCGGCAACCACCAACACGUCCUGGACAUGCAAACUGUGCAGUUUUCGGUUUCCUGCAGCGGACGUUUGGAUUCAGCACGUAGUGCAGGUCCACGGAAACGACACACACAUACUCUGCAGAAAAAAAAUCGAAAAGAGGCGUGUGGUCACAAUGCUUGAUUGUGAUUUGUGUAAAGUGGGAUUGAACACCGAGUACGACUGGGUACGCCACAUACUCACCCGACACACGGAGUUGUACCCGCAUCUCUACAUGGAACAAUUUGCUUCCGUCCGGAAAUGAAACGGUACAUUGGGUAGGAAGAAGAAUCACUGAAGAGUUGGAAAGCAGACGAGAAGAUUUAUCGCACCUACGCAAAGAUGCUUAGUGUACAAAUUUAUGAACGUGUAAAGUAAUAUAAAGUUCAUGGACAGAUUUUUUAAACGUUCUAUUGUCUACACGUGUUUCGCUGAGGAAUCGGGUACCUUGGGUACCAAUAUGGGAUGUGGACUAGGGUUGUCUGUUUACCUAAAGAUGACCACAAAUAGUGUAUUAUGUGUCUUUUAGUUUUACGAUAAAACUUAAUUAACGAGCUUUCUGUCCAAGCCAUUAUUAGAGAGUAUGACAAAAGUAUUGAGAAGUUGUAAUCUCGAUUUUCGUUAAUUAUGUUGGGCACAGAAGAGAGAAAUUUCGGAGAAUUAAGAUAUUUUUAUUUUAUUAAAUAAAAGCGAAUAUUUUGAUAAUAUUACAUUUCAUUUCUUGUGGUGCCGUUUCCUGGCUCGAGUCUUCCCGCUCUUUUCGAGUUCAUCUCUCUUGAGUACGCUUUGAAAUAUGUUAACAAUACUUUUAAGGCCAACGUUUAAAACAGUAGUUGCGUGGACAAAUAUAUCCCUUU